UCUUCUCCUCACUGCACGCUCUUGCCCCUCCUCUUUUCUCCUCUGCCCGUAUUCUUCCCGCCACCUGACCUGGCCCGCCCGCCUUUCCACGUCUGGCCGGGCGGGGGCCUUAAGCACUGAGGCUCGGGCCGUGGGACUGUGGUCACACCCUUUCCAGAAAUUCUUGGCUGGUAACCGCGAAACCGACUGGAGCAGGAGCUGGGAGAACUGGAGAAAACGGCUCUCAUCUCACUUGACUCCAGCUAGGAGCUGAUGCUGCAUCGUAAUAACAUUUGCAGAGCGCUCUCACAGGCUGUGGAGUGAUUUGUCUGAGAUUCCUCCAGAACUGAGCCCUUUGUUGGAACCAUACCCCAGCCCAUGGUCCCAUGACUAGGUGGAUAGUACUGCUUGUACCUCCUGCAACCCAGAACCCUGGCUGACGACUUUGAAGGAGGAUGCUCCAGCAGGUCAAUGGCCACAAUCUGGGGUCUGAUGGCCAAGCCAGGGAGUACCUCAGAGAAGACCUGCAGGAGUUCCUGGGUGGGGAGGUCCUGCUGUACAAGCUGGAUGACCUCACUAGGGUGAAUCCUGUGACACUAGAGACAGUCCUGAGGUGCCUGCAGGCCCGGUACAUGGCAGACACAUUCUACACUAAUGCUGGCUGCACCCUGGUAGCCUUGAACCCCUUCAAGCCUGUUCCUCAGCUCUACUCGCCUGAGCUAAUGAGAGAGUACUAUGCUGCGCCUCAGCCCCAGAAACUGAAGCCCCAUGUGUUCACUGUGGGUGAACAGACCUACAGGAAUGUCAAGAGCCUGAUUGAACCAGUCAACCAGUCUAUUGUUGUCAGUGGAGAGAGUGGUGCUGGAAAGACAUGGACAUCUCGCUGCCUAAUGAAGUUCUAUGCUGUGGUGGCCGCCUCACCUGCAUCUUGGGAGAGCCACAAGAUUGCAGAGAGGAUAGAACAGAGGAUCCUGAACUCCAACCCUGUCAUGGAAGCUUUUGGGAAUGCGUGUACGCUGAGGAAUAACAACAGCAGUCGCUUUGGGAAGUUCAUCCAGCUCCAGCUGAACAGGGCUCAGCAAAUGACUGGAGCCGCAGUCCAGACCUACCUCCUAGAGAAAACUCGAGUGGCCUGCCAGGCUUCCAGUGAGAGGAACUUCCACAUAUUCUAUCAGAUUUGCAAAGGAGCCAGUGAGGACGAGAGGCUCCAGUGGCACCUCCCUGAGGGAGCUGCCUUCUCCUGGCUGCCCAACCCAGAGAGGAGCUUAGAAGAGGAUUGUUUUGAGGUGACCAGAGAGGCCAUGCUCCAUUUGGGCAUUGACACCCCUACCCAGAACAACAUCUUUAAGGUCCUAGCUGGACUGCUGCACCUUGGCAAUAUCCAGUUUGCUGCCUCCGAGGAUGAAGCCCAACCCUGCCAGCCGAUGGAUGAUGCCAAGUGUGCUGGGGCAGGGCAAGGGGAGAGAGAGUUGGGAGAGAUGUUCCUGUUUUCUCCAGGAAGGAGGUCCACCCUAGGGCCGGAGCCAGCUUCCUCUCUCUGUUCUUGGCAUCAUUGCUGCAUCUAGGGGUGAGCGCCCAGAUCACUCAAGACCAAUGUGUGAGUAUGUGAGUGUGUAUAUGAAUGUGAGUGUGUGAGCACUCGUGCACAGAUAUAGCACUAUAGCAGAGAUAAUGGAAGUUAACAAGUUCUGAUGCCAGACUGCUCAAAAUUCACAUUUGGGCUCUAAUUAUGUGUCCUUGGACUAGUGACUUAACUUCUCUGUGCCUCAGUUUCCUUACCUGAAAAAAUAGGGAUAAUACAUACUUACCUCCUACAGGUGUUAGAAGGGUUCAAACUGAUGAAUACAGCCCUAUAUAACAGGGCUGGUGACAGUGAGCCCUCUGCUAGCUGUAUGUGUGCCCACUUGCCAGUGAGAGUGUGUGUGGGGAUGCGUGUGUGCACUGUGGUCAUGCUUCGGUGGAAAGAACACUAGAUUUGGAGUCAGAAAACCUGGAUUUGAGCCACACCUCUGCCACUUCCAGCCUCGGUGACAUUGACAGGCCACCUUACUCCUCUGGGCCUUUUUAGAUCUGCCAUCUGCCAGUGGGCUUGGGGAUGAGACCCAGGCUUCUGAAGGUCCUCUCUGGGUGGGACUAAGACUCAGAUGGGACAUGCAGCCCCUCCUGCAAGCACUGGACACAGGUGAGGAGGCCCGCCUGUGCAUACCCACCUACUUACCUGGGAAAAAAACAUGCAUGUCAGGCUUGCAGCUUAUGAUGUGCCUCCAAGCAGGCAGGUGCAUGCACCUGUGUGUGUGAAUGUAGUCAGGGAGAGGAUCUGAAAGAGGCUUUCUCUACGUCCCACAGAGCCCUCCUCUAUGCUCCUCUCAAUCAAAUCUUUCCCUGGCCUGCAAGUGGACAUUAUUUACCCCAGGCCCCUGCAGGCCACUCUUGUAGACCACAGAGCUCAGUGGCCCUUCCAAGGGCCUGGCGGUCAGAGAAAGUGACAGAUAUAAGAUUUAACAUCUUGUCCUCUGUCUCUGCUCCCAUCGAAUGAUGCUCAGGGUAAAGAUCAGGACAUGAUCCAGCAGGAGCUUCUCUUACCCUGUCAUGGGAACCCAGGCUUGAGGGACCCCUGGGCCUCUCCUAAAAACAUGAUUUCCCUGGUUUCUGGCUUUUAAUUUCCUUUAGAGCCUGGAGAACACAUUUACUGUGAGUCUCAUCUUGGAUAUUUUUGCCUCCCCGGCAAUGUUUGGAGAAGCAGGUGGAGAGGAGAAAGAUGGAAAGGGUCUGUGAAUGAGUACAAGAGGGAGAAUCAUGCAUGAAAAGUGCCUACUCUGUUCUAGGCACUGUGCACAGUGCUUUAAAUGCCCUGACCCACUUCAUCCUUUAACGACCCAGAGAUACUAUUAUUAACACUUUUACAGGCAGGAACAUUGAGGUUAGGUAAUUUACCUAAGGCCACAUAGCUAGCAAGCUGACGCUUAAGUCAGCUGUGUCUGAGGUUUAAUUCUGUCUUCUGCAGGUAAUUGUGUGGGCUGCUGACAGGGCCCUGGAGAGUGUCAGAAAGCUCACAGCCUCUGCAGGAGAGAGCAGCUUCCCCUCUCUGGGCCUCCAUCUCCCCCAGUGCAGUGAGUCAAAUGAGCACCAGCAACAUCUCCUGAGAUGGGAUUUGGAGGGCUCCCUGGAGAAAAGAAAUAGUGCAGGGGUUUUGAGGGACUGGUGUGCCAGCCAGGGCCAAGUCAAAGCUGUCACUCACCCUGACUCAUUAGCCCUAAGUUCGUCCUCGGGGCAUGAGGUACAAGCUGAGGGCAGAGCCAUAGCCAGGACCAUUACUCACCACGGCAACACCUCUGCUGCCUGCUGCCACACACUGGUGCUGGACUCAGCUUCCGUGGAAAGGGAUGGAAAUUGCACUCAUUUUCCAGGAACAAAGAGGACAGCUUGCCGACCUUGCCUGUCUCCUCCCACUCUUGCUCUGUUCCCUGCCUCUGCUUGGUUGCAUGGGAAUUUUGCUACCCUUCAGAGACCUGGAGGGGACCCAAGAACUCUUGUUAUUAACCCCUCCUUCCUCACCCACUCUGGAGGGGAGUUGGGCAUAUAGAUGGGGCAGGAAAAGAGAGUGCUGAGGAGCACAGGCUUUGGGGGAAAACAAAAGAGCUGGGGAAGGUCAAGAAGGAGCUGCAGAUAGACUGCUGUUGAGAGGAAUUAGAGUGGGGAGAAAUAAUUCACUCCUUUGACCAUCUGUUAAGUGCAUAUGAUGCACUUCUAUACACGUUAUCUCAUUAAAUCCUCACAAUAGCCUAUCCUCACCCCCAUUUUAAACACAGGAAACAGGUCCAGAGAGGUUAAGUGACUUUGCCAAGAACACAGAGCAUUUCAGGUGGCAGGGUCAAGAUUUGGACGCCAGUCCUGUCUGACUUCAGAGCCCUUUCUACUUUACCACGGUGCCACUUUCCUGACCAGGGUUGGGAGUUCUGAGUUUCAGAGAUGAACAUCAAUGCUAAAUUGCUUUGUGAAUCCCUCUGAGCCUAUAUUUACCCAUCUGUAAAAUGAGAAGAUGAAACGAGAUGAUUUCUAAAGUCCGUUUUAGUACUGGCUUUCCAUGCUUAAGACGUGAGUGUUCAACCCCAUUAAAAAGUGGGCAAAGGAUAUGAACAGACUUCUCAAAAGAAGACUUUCAUGCGGCCAACAAACAUAUGAAAAAAAAAGCUCAAUAUCACUGAUCAUCAGAGAAAUACAAAUCAAAACCACAAUGAGAUGCCAUCUCAUACCAGUCAGAAUAGCUAUUCUUAAAAAGUCAAGAAACAACAGAUACUGGUGAAGUUGCCAAGCAAAAGGAAUGUUUUUACACUGUUAGUGGGAGUGUAAAUUAGUUCAACCAUUGCAGAAGACAGUGUGGUGAUUUCUCAAAGAUCUAGAAGCAGAAAUCCCACUAGACCCAGCAAUCCCAUUACUGGAUAUAUACCCAAGGGAAUAUAAGUCACUGUAUUGUAAAGAUACAUGCACACACAUAUUCGUUGUGGCACUAUUCACAAUAGUAAAGACAUGGAAUCAACCCAAGUGCCCAUCAAUGGUAGACUGGAUAAAGAAAAUGUGGUACACACACACCAUGGAAUACUAUGCAGUCAUGAAAAGGAAUGAGAUUAUUAUGUCCUUUGCAGGGACAUGGAUAGAGCUGGAAGCCAUUAUCCUCAGCAAACUAACACUGGAACAGAAAACCAAACACCGCAUGUUCUCAUAAGUGGGAGCUGAACAAUGAGAACACAUGGAUACAUGGGGGAAUACAACACACAGUGGGGCCUGUCAGAGGGUCAAGGGGAGGAAGAUCAUCAGGAAGAAUAGCUAAUGGAUGCUGGGCUUAAUACCUAGGUGAUGGGAUGAUCUGUGCAGCAAACCACGGCACACAUUUACCUAUGUAACAAACCCGCACAUCCUGCACAUGUACUUCAGAACUUUAAAGUUGAAGAAAAAAAGAGAGUUGAGAGUUUGGAGACUUUCCCAAACCCAAAGUUGAGAAGCCUGAAUGGCUUGGAAAGACAUCAAGGCAUUCAGCCUGAUCUUUGUUAUCAGUGAACUAGGGAGGAGACUUUCUGCCUGUCAAGGCUGUGCCAUUGCCACCUUCAGGCACCUUGCAUACUUUGGCUAUUAGUUCUGGCUCUGCAGACAAGUGACUGCCUUCAGGAGGGGAGUAAAGGGACAGUCCAGCCUCAGGAUUCCAGCAAGCAAGGAAAUCUGAAUAAUUGUGUCUCUGGGACACAAUAACUUCUGUUUCCUUGCCCCCUCCCUUCAAGCCACAGACUCCAAUUAGCAGCUUAGCACCAAAGUUCUCAGACAUGUUCCUGCUUUUGGAGACACUGAAUAAUGGAGAUAUUUCUGAAGCUGAGAUGAGGAGGGUGGGAGGUAGGAUGUGAACUUGUAAAAAUGUAGUGAGAGAGAUUUCAGAUUCCUAGAUGCUGCACUUUCUUCACACUUUAAGGAAGGUGUCUGGUUGCUGAAAGGACUCCUGGCCUCAGUAUAAUUUUCUAAUAAUUGCACCAUUUUUCUGAGCUAUCAUCCCAAGCAUUGUGGAGUGAGAGGAAGAGACAGGGCUCUGCCUGCUGGAGGAGACCCCAUUCUCAUCUUACAGGAAGUGUGAACCUGAUGAGGGAAGUAUGGCUCCCAGUAAGAGGGAGCACCAACCUGGCAAGAUAUUGUGGCCAUCUCCCUUAUGGAAUGCUUGGGCUGGUAGGGCAGAUAUUAUCCUGGUUUCUGUUGGUGGGGUGUUGGUCCAAAGGAGUUAGGGGAGCUGAACAUAAAGUUCAGAUGCAGAAAGAUGACUAAAAAAGAGUAUUCAACUCUUUUUUAGUUGAUCCUAGAGGGAAGAGGGUGGUCCCUAAACUCAGGUGGCCUUUGUCUUGGAGAGAGGUGAGUCAAGCCCCUCACUCUCCAGGAGCACAGUAAUAAAUAAGAUCAUAGUUGGGAAAAGUGUGGUGUGUAUGUGUGUGUGUGUGUGUGUGUGCCUGUAUGUGUCUGUGUCUGUGUGUGAUUCCAUGCCUAGGAAAGGAGCUCUUAUUCUAAAUUUGUUCAACAGAGAAUGUAACAAGGAAACCUUGAGAAAAAGAUUCUCUUGUUCUGUUCUUUGUGAUUUGGGACAGAAAUGCUCAAAUUGGGAACAAACAUAUAAAUAUUAUGUCUCACUCUACAGAGUUGAAGUUGUUUUUGCACUUUCUUGAAUUAUGAGAAAAUGAGUGAACCCACCUGGUCACUGCAUGACUCCAGAAUAAUUCUUUCCCCUUCUCUGAACCCCAGUUUUCUAUCUUCAGAAUAAAUGAUUGGAUUUAGAAAA
This is a messenger RNA of Pongo pygmaeus (Bornean orangutan), 6286 nucleotides long. RefSeq names its product myosin XIX (gene MYO19). Gene Ontology annotation, biological process: actin filament organization. Gene Ontology annotation, molecular function: ATP binding; actin filament binding; microfilament motor activity. Gene Ontology annotation, cellular component: actin cytoskeleton; membrane; myosin complex. The record is from RefSeq and is a predicted model, not a curated record. Lineage: Eukaryota; Metazoa; Chordata; Mammalia; Primates; Hominidae. Bases 435 to 1544 code for a protein of 369 amino acids. The transcript is spliced from 13 exons.